Camelina sativa (false flax) is the source of this 873-nucleotide messenger RNA. The record is from RefSeq and is a predicted model, not a curated record. NCBI's taxonomy places the organism in Eukaryota, Viridiplantae, Streptophyta, Magnoliopsida, Brassicales, Brassicaceae.
UUUAUUUUUUAUUUUUGUUGGGAAAGUAAACUUUGUAAAACCCUAAAUCUCUCCAACCAGAGGAGACAGCUCUCUCGCCGACAAUUACGAUUCUGCUCUGCUCGUCAACGUUCUGUGGAUAUUGUGGUAUUGAGAAAGAUGAGCUUCUUAUCUCAGAAUGCUCCGGAAAGUAAGAGUAAUAAAAGAGAGGAGGUGAAGAAACAGUACAGAGAUGUAGAAGAUGGGGAAGAGACUGGGUCCGAUGAUGACACUAGGGGAAAGAGAAGAAAGACGGAGAAGGAGACAGAGAAGGAGAAGGAGAAGCUACAAGAAUCUGAACUGGUUCAAAUGAAAAAUCUUGAGAAUUCGUUAUUCGGGUCACUCUACUCCCCUCUUACUUUUGGUAAGGAAGAAGAAGAAGAUGGUUCUGCUUUGUUUCAUGUAGACCGUUCUGCUGUGAGUCAGACUCUGGAUCACGAGGAUGAUGAUGAUGAUGAACAGCUUUCUGAUGAAGAGAGUGGUCAAGUUGUGGGAAUUAGAAAGGGAGAAGCUGCUUGGGAGGAUGAAGAAGAGAAACAGAUCAACAUUAAUAUAGCUAGUGUCAACCGUUUGAGGAAGCUAAGGAAAGAGGAGAAUGAGGGUUUGAUCUCUGGGUCUGAGUAUAUUGCAAGGCUGAGGGCUCAUCAUGCUAANUGUUGGGAAAGUAAACUUUGUAAAACCCUAAAUCUCUCCAACCAGAGGAGACAGCUCUCUCGCCGACAAUUACGAUUCUGCUCUGCUCGUCAACGUUGUAAGUUGUUUCAUUCCUUCUUCUUCGUUGUAAUCAAACUUGUUCACGAAUUAGGUCACAAAGUAGUAGCUUUUGUAGUAUUACUUGCUGAAAUUAGGGCUUAA